Messenger RNA from Diaporthe amygdali, 1296 nucleotides. Its product is annotated as cfem domain-containing protein. The record is from RefSeq and is a predicted model, not a curated record. The transcript has 3 exons. The coding region runs from base 1 to 1296 and encodes 431 amino acids. Lineage: Eukaryota; Fungi; Ascomycota; Sordariomycetes; Diaporthales; Diaporthaceae.
AUGGCUGAUACAGGGCUUCAACCAACAGCAAUAGCUAUCUCCAUUGCUGCGCCAUGUGUCGCAUUCGUUUUUGUCUUGCUUCGUCUAUACAGUCGUUACUUUAUCACCAGAAAUCUAGGCUGGGAUGAUGGCUUCAUCGUUGUACCUAUGAUUCUCUCGAUCGCCCAGGCCUAUACGACAGUUAUGGGAAUAAAGGUCAACUUUCUUGGUUAUCAUGUGAAGGAUAUUCCAUUGGAUCAAAUGGACCCAGUCCUUGGAGCCAAAUACAACUACGCUACCCAACUCCUAUAUAAUCCUAUCCUGGCUCUUGUUAAGAAUGGAAUGCUUCUGUUCUUCCUCCGUGUUGGCGGCAGCAUCGACAAACUACGAGUCUUCAUUAUUGCCAUCAUCGUUCUAAACACCUUGAUGAUGGUCUCCAUCUUUUUGAUCGAUCUACUUCAAUGUGUCCCCAUCGAAAAGACAUUUUACGCCAGCACCGCUGGCACAUGUAUUCACGUCGGCGACUUUUUCAUCGGCACUGCAGCAGCAACUAUUUUGACAGAUAUCUUGGUCAUGAUCAUCCCAAUCUGGUUGACGUGGAAUUUGAAGAUGAAAUUAAGGAAGAAGCUGGCGGUCAUUUUCCUUCUGUCAAUGGGCUUGUUUGUCACUGGUAUCAGUGUCUACCGCAUGUACUAUCUCAUAAUAUCAUAUUAUGGAGAGCCGAACCCGGACGCAACAUAUGGUGUUGCAGGUACCGCUUCGAGUAUCGAGGUCAACCUAGCUAUUGCAUCGGCGUGCGGUCCCUUCCUCAAGCCGUUGAUCUUGCACUACUUCCCCAGCUUUUUCGGUCGAGACUCGACGAACCGGUAUUACGAAUACUACGAAGACAAUGGCCCGAGCGCGAUGUACCAAGGAGGCGUCGCAAAUUAUUCCGCCUCCGCCUCUGCUUCCGCCACGAAAGUAUCAAGAAGGUCUUCUUUGAGACGGAAAGAUGGGAACGGACGAUAUGAUCCGGAAAUCGAGCUGCAAAGCCCCGUAGGGCAAGCUUCAAGGAGCCUCAAGCGUGGAAAUACAAAAGUGUCGUCCGUAUUGGCGGAGGACGAAGAAGAUGGCUCGUCGCAGAGGAGAAUUGUGACAACAAUGGAUUUUAUGGAUAUGUUUCCUGGUCGCGAACAAGAGGAGCGAUCAAGCGGAGAGGGACAACAGAUGAAAAACGGCAUCAUGAGACAAACAAGUGUAAAUAUUACGUACUCGCCGAAGCUCAGCGAUGAGGACUUACAGCAUAGAAAGGCAGCAGCGCCAGGUUCAGCCUUCUGA